CCACUUUGUGUGUAUGCGCUUACGUACUGACGAGGCAGCGCGGCGUCACGUGACCCCCGGUCGACGUCACCUGCUGUCAGAGGCUCAAAGAUGGCGAAGGUAGGGAUGUCGCAUCCGAACCGCAUCUCUGCGUCUGUGGCCGUUUUUCUCGGUGUGUUAAGCGCAUUAAAGGCGGGCAGCUGUGAUGAACAGGUUCCGCUUAUCCUGUGGACGAGCGAAGGGAUCUCCCUGCCAAGCCAGCCUCCCCCGACGGCGGGUCACAUGGUGGGGCAGCAGCAGCUGGCCUCGUACCUGGAGAGAGCCCUGAAUGUGGGCCCGAGGAACGUGGUGCUGUUCCUUCAGGACAAGAUGAGCCUAGAGGACUUCACCAUGUAUGGAGGGGCUUUUGGGAACAAGCAGGACAGUGUUUUCCCCAACCUCGAGGGGGCUCUGACGUCUUCAUCCUCCCCUCUGGUCUUACCUGCUGUGUCCUGGCCUGCAUCCAAUGCUGUGAUUGGCCAGCUGCAGGACCAAUUAGAAACUUCCCCUCUGUACAUGGACCCUGAGACACUGAGUCAGCUGAGACUCAACGCCUCCUCACCUGCCCUGCUGGUGUUCAGGUUGCCCUACGGCAUCGGGGCCGAUCUGAUGUCUGCCAAAGAGAUUCUCGGUGGAAACGAUGAGGUGAUUGGUCAGGUGCUGAGCACCAUGAAGUCCCAGUCUGUUCCAUACACGGCCAUUUACACAGCCCUGCGGCCCUCCAGGGAGGCUGCGACUCUGUCUGUGGAGGCAGGCCUGGGUGGAGGAAGAUCUCUCCUGCAGGCCAGAGGAGGAUACAGGGAGAGGGAGAGGGAGAGGCAGCGGAGGAUCAAGGAGAAGGCCGGGAUCUACGGCCCGGUGGAGUUUAAGGAGGGUGAAGACACCUGCAUCCUCCUGUGGGCCAAAAGCCUGUCAGUGAGCAUCCUUCGGAGGGGUCGCUGGGAAGACUACGACCUGACCCCAUCUACGUUUGGGAAAGAAGUCAGCCCGAAGCUCCGCGGCUCAACCUGCGACAAAACCAAAGCCAGGUUGGUUCUUAAUUAUGAUGGCGUCCUCGGAUACAGCAGCUUCAAACUGAUCUUUGCUAUGAGCCAGCGUCACUACAGGGUGUCUGCACGCCGCUGGUUCACGCUGGACGCCGUUGAGUUGGAGUACAACGGGACCAAAGCCACGUUUAAUGGCAGCAGAAACAUCUAUGCCCCCGCUGAGUACUCGUACCGCUGCGAGUCCGUCACCAGCUUCCGCUGGCCCCUGCUCGUCCCACGCUCGUCCAAAGACCAGGCCAAUCAGUGGAGGGUCUCUUUUGAAGACUUUCAGAUCCAGGGCUUUAACGUGACGGGCAGUGAAUUCUCGUAUGCCAGUGACUGUGCAGGCUUCUUCUCUCCGGGUAUCUGGAUGGGUCUGAUGACCAGUCUUCUCAUGGUCCUGGUGCUCACCUACGGCCUGCACAUGAUCAUGCAGCUCCACACUAUGGACCGUUUUGAUGACCCCAAGGGCCCGGCCAUCUCUGUGCCCCAGACAGAGUGACAACAGUCAGUCUCCCCGCUUCACUUUCCAUCUUUUCCUCGUCCGCAGAUGCUUCCACUCCCACCCUGCCUUUGCUUUCCACUUCCUGUUCAUCUGUAGUUGGGCAUGAAACAGAUUAAUUAGUGUGUAGUCAGAGUCAGGGUUUAGUCGUCACUACUUUCAUGUUGCUUCAUGUGUGCUUCCUGAGACUGAAGACGAGAGACUAGUUUUUAGGAUGGCCCCGGUUUGUGCCUGUCACGACACUCAGUCGCUCUGAAGGGUUUCCAGGGUCCUCAAAGUCUCUUCAAAGCUGAGUCUCAGUCCACUGUGUCUGACUCUGUUGUACCGGUUUGCUGUCAGCACAGACUCGGUCAGAGAGCAGCUGGAGACCAAACACAGAGCUAACAGAGGGGGGCAUACUGGACUUAAGGGGACAGAGUUGUGUCCACAGCUUGUCUCUGCUGCCCCCAACUGGACAGAAAAAACUCUUAUCGCAGGUUUAAUUUAAACUUUUACGUUCUAUUAUUUAACACUUUAUCAAAGGAAAAAAACAGUCUUGAGAAACAAGCUACAGAUCUUGUGUUGUGCAGCAGACUGAAUACUUUUAUGUCCAAAUGUUUUUAAAGGAUUCUGGAAAAACCUUCAAAGCAACAACGUGUUUGUUCCGCCACCACGCGAGAGCCACACGUUCGAGGUCGGCGCUCGGGCUGCUUCAAAGGGAUCAGUUGAACGUACAGGGACACAAUAAGCUCUGAAAAAUAAAUAAUGAAAUGCUAUUUAUUGUUGAAACUAAUGUGUGUGUUUCCAGUUGUGUUUGUGUCAGUGGGUACACAAGUGAAAUGAAGGGAUCGGGUCUUCAGUGCGGAUGACAGAUGGAUCACAUCCACUGCAGCGACUCCAGCCUUUCUGAUCGUGAAGCAAAGGAACGUGUUGAAGAACGAGCUGACGGAAGCACUACAAGUCAGACGUGAUGAUAAUCUUCAUCGUUCUGAUCCAAACACUCCCCUUCUGCUGUCAUUACGAACACGAGUGCUGCUGCGUUUAUUACUGAAAUAUACUCAAUGUGAAACUAGUGGUUUGUUAGUUAAUUUAUUUUGUUGUGAUGAUUUGUAGUGACUUUCGGUGAUGUGAGGUGUGUGUCGUGCUGCUAACGUGACCCAAAUAAAACGUUUGUGAAAACUGA
Scatophagus argus is the source of this 2707-nucleotide messenger RNA. RefSeq names its product ATPase H+ transporting accessory protein 1a (gene atp6ap1a). The transcript has 11 exons. The coding region runs from base 91 to 1545 and encodes 484 amino acids. The record is from RefSeq and is a predicted model, not a curated record. NCBI's taxonomy places the organism in Eukaryota, Metazoa, Chordata, Actinopteri, Scatophagidae. Gene Ontology annotation, cellular component: proton-transporting V-type ATPase complex.